AUGGCUUCGCAGUUCAGAGAAACCUUUAAGUCCGAGUCACCAUCAAAUGACCUUGAAUUGGACAACACAGAGAUUAUUCCAACCCAAGUGUUUUUGGUGCCGUCUGGAGGAGACCAUUAUAACUCCCCAAGUCCUCAGCUCAACUUUCCCCCAAAUGACGAUGGCUCUUUGGCAAAGCAGGAGCUGCUAAGACUCUGGGAGAUGUUUACCUCCUGGCUGCAGCCAGAAAAACAGAGCAAGGAGCAGAUGAUUUCUCAACUGGUCUUGGAGCAGUUUCUCAUCACUGGGCACUACAAGGACAAGUUUGCCUUGAAAGAGAAAUGGGAAUCAAGUGGUAGAGACCUGGGGAGAUUCAUGGAGGAUCUGACUGAUGAGUGCUUGAAACCCCCUGUCAUGGUCCAUGUCUCCAUGCAGGGGCAGGAAGCCCUCUUUUCUGAGAAUAUGCCCUUAAAAGAAGUCAUCACAAUUUUAAGACAGCAGCAAUCAGCAACAUCUCCAACACAAGAGGAUGCAAGUACAACCCAACAAAUCCCCCAAGACAUGUCCUUGGGGACAGGACACGAGGACAGUGAAGAUAGCUGCAAAAUUCCCUGGAACACAAGCGGAGCAAGUGGCAGUGUCAGUAGUAUUGCACCUGUGAUGGACUCUCUUAUUAUCCAGCAAACACAGCCUCCUGAGCCUGAAGAGAGGGUUCUCUGUUAUGGAGCUCCUCAGGAUGUCAGAAGGUCAAGUCAGUGCACCUUCAGCUCACAGGAACAGUUCCUGUGGGUACCUUCUUCUGAAAAUGUCCUAAUGGAGGUACAACCAGUGUUUCUCUCCAGUAAUGCCCAGUCUGAGGACACUGGGGACGGCCAUACCACUUUCUGGGCCACUGCUGACAUUGUAAAUGGUGGCAUUAGCAGUACCAUAAAUGAGGGUAAUUCCAUUUUCAUUAUCCAGAGAGAGCAGUAUACUGAACCUCCUGAGGGAAGUGUUUCAUAUGGAGUCCCUCAGGAUUCUGGAAUAGCGAUUUAUGGUACCCACAGGUCUCUGUGGGCAUCUCCUUCUGAAGAUAGCCCUAUAAGGGUACCAGGAUUUCUCUCCAGGCCAGAGCAGCCUACUUAUGAGCCUGUCCCUUUUGGCCAGAAUCAUGAGGCAAACUCCACAUUUGUUGGUCACCAGGAGAGACUCAACAGAGACCCCAAAACAUACAAGUGUGAGGACUAUCCCGGAACCUUCAAAUAUCCCCAUAGCAUCUCAGUCCCGCAAAGAAAUCACAAGAAGGAAAGGUCAUUUUUCUGUCCCGAGUGCCAGAAAGGCUUUUAUCGAGCCUCAGAACUCCGAGUUCAUGAGGUCGUGCACAAGCCAGAGAAGCCUUUCACAUGCACCACAUGUAAGAGGUCCUUCCGGUACAAGACCAAUCUCCAGGCCCAUGAGAGGAUUCACACAGGAGAGAAGCCCUAUACCUGCUCCCUGUGUAGCCAUAGCUUCCGCCAGUCAUCCACAUACCACCGGCACCUGAGGAAUUACCACAGAUCAGCUAGCAGGGUGUCGGCCCCAUUGCCCCACCUGUACAUAAAGAAACAUAGCUUCUGA
This is a messenger RNA of Acomys russatus (golden spiny mouse), 1575 nucleotides long. Its product is annotated as zinc finger and SCAN domain containing protein 4C-like. Gene Ontology annotation, biological process: regulation of transcription by RNA polymerase II. Gene Ontology annotation, molecular function: DNA-binding transcription factor activity, RNA polymerase II-specific; RNA polymerase II cis-regulatory region sequence-specific DNA binding. NCBI's taxonomy places the organism in Eukaryota, Metazoa, Chordata, Mammalia, Rodentia, Muridae. The coding region runs from base 1 to 1575 and encodes 524 amino acids. The transcript is spliced from 3 exons. The record is from RefSeq and is a predicted model, not a curated record.